Molecule: messenger RNA, 4042 nt
Organism: Hypomesus transpacificus
Lineage: Eukaryota; Metazoa; Chordata; Actinopteri; Osmeriformes; Osmeridae
Gene: podxl
Product: podocalyxin-like
Exons: 7
Coding region: 464-1675 (403 amino acids)
Biological process (GO): positive regulation of cell-cell adhesion mediated by integrin; cell migration; regulation of microvillus assembly
Cellular component (GO): microvillus membrane; apical plasma membrane
Source: RefSeq, a predicted model, not a curated record
UCAUGGUCUUGUAUGAUAAGCAGGCCAGUCUUUAGGAAUGGGCAGUGCCAUACAGCUAACACUUGUUGAGUAGACUGAGAUCUGAACUGAGCACGGAGCUAACGCUUCCAGAGCACAAUACAUCUUCAAGCCCCUCUGGAGAGAGAGAGUCAGUCACUACGGUGCACAAUUGGCGCAGCCAAGGAGACGUGAGAAAAACUUUCAGCCAAAUCUUCGAUUCGGAGAGAGGGAGAAAAGGGCAGACGCACAAAAGCAUUCUUGGCUUUCAAGAAAAACAAUAACUUCGGCAAAAUCAUUUUCAUCAAAACGGCCUACAAAAUCAAGAAGAUAGGCGUAACAGAACAGCGUCAGCAUCGAGAACCAACAACAGUUAUUCAGCAUUUAGAAUUUUAAAUCUCAUAAGACGUGGAUUGAAUUCUGAAGGAACAGUGACUUAUAAUUAACGUACGCAGAAAUAAUCAAGAUGAAAACGGAGAUGCAACUCGUGUGGGCAUUUGUUUCAUGUGGGCUCUUGAUUCAUUGCACUUCUGGUGAAAAUCAAACUACUGCUGGCCCAUCCACUACUGGUAACACUAAAACCACUAGUCAGCUUGCCACUGAGCCUACUGGUGGCCCUACCACUGGAAAUGCUUUUAAAUCUACAUCCACGGUUUAUUCUGCCACUGGCUCUACUGGUAACCUUACUGGUAUCGCUACUACGCCUGUUAAUUUUGGCACUACUGGCACCCCUACCCCUGUCCCUUAUGGUACUGCUAUCCAUUUACAAACUACGACUUUCCUUCCUGUUACCCCUGGCUCUGCUGGUGCCCCUACCGCUGGCUAUACUGAUAGCCCUACCACUGACCCUGGUAAACCUACCACUGGUUCUCCUGGUAAACCUACCACUGGUCUUACUGGUGAUGCUAUCAAUGGCUCUACUGUUGAGCCUACUAUUGGCCCAACUAGUCAUCCUGUUCAUAGCACUACAAGUGACUCUACUUCUGGUCCUAAUGGUGGUGCUGCAGGCAUGAGCAAGGAACAAUCCACAACUGAGCCUGAAAAUUCAGGAGCUACAACCUGGAACAAGACCACUCCUUCAAACGAUGUUUCGACUCCAGCUGUACUGGUCACCACAACAAACACAAUAACCGUCAAACCAGCAUUUAACUUUUUUAUGUCCAAAGGAGCAAAGGAUCAUGAGAAACCAAACCUGAGCAAGCUGUGUGAGUGGCUGAUGGAGAACAUGCUGGAAGCGACCUGCAACCUGACAGUCCGAGAGCAUGGCAGCAAAACAGAGUUUGACAGCAUAAUGUUAAUUGGCAAAGGGAAUCCUACAUUAGCUCGUCGCUACCAUGAGAAAUUGGUUGGGACAAACAUUGAGAUAUCCGAGGACAAAACGACCCUCAUCGCCAUUCUAGCAUUCUGUGGAGCCCUGCUGGCCAUAAUAGUGGGCUUAGCUAUUUAUGCCUCCCGCCAACGCAAACCCUACUGUGAGAACCAGCAACACUUGACAGAGGAGCUGCAGACGGUGGAGAACGGUUACCACGACAACCCCACGCUAGAAGUGAUGGAGGUCCAGCCGGAGAUGCAGGAGAAGAAGAUGGCCCUGAACGGAGAGUUCAACGACAGCUGGAUCGUUCCCAUCGACAACCUUCUGAAAGAUGACAUUCCUGAUGAGGAGGACACACACCUGUGAGGUGGGAUGAGGCGGGGGUGGAGGGAGGUUCCAAACCCUUACCGAGUCCCUCCCUCUCCUCUGACUGACCACCAAAUGCUUCAUCACACUCUGCUCCAUGGAGAAGAUAUUGGGCUCAAGAUAAACGUUUCAUAGAACAGAAGGUUGAGUGAUAAGUUAUAGAGACAGGUCAGUUCUAUGAAUGUGUUUCUUUUCCAUACUGUAUGACACCUGGGUGUUGUGGCAACAUCACAAAUCAGAUCAAACGAAACAGAAAAAACACCACUGUUGGUUACCAAGGAAAUUAAACUACCAAUUCGUAAAGAGCCAAUAACUGCUGUGUCCAGUUUUACCCAAGAUGUAUCUUAAGAACCGCGACAACCAUUUCCAGAGUGCCUGUUAUUUGAGGAACUUGACCAAGAGUCACACCAAGACUUUAGAUCUACUGUAUACCCGGAUGAAUACCAAGCACCUAAAAUGUUCUUUCAGGGGGUUUUAAGGUUUCUAACUCUCACUACACUACACUGAUCAAUAAUCAUUUAUUGAUUUGUACACUUGAGCAUCUGUACAUAAAGUAUUUUUGACAUGUUUGGGAAAAAAAGACAUUUGGAUAGAUCACAGAACUAAACUUAAGUAAUUGUACUAGGAUUGAGCUGUAAAAUUUCUACAGCUCCGUAGUGACUUAGACAGAUGACCUCAGGAUAAUUAUCCUUGCAAAUGCGACCACUACAUUUUAGCUGUGGUGAGCCAGUACAGGCAUCCUCACAGAAGGCAAUGCUGGUACAACUGUAUCCUGAAGUAUGCUAGCAAACCAGCAGGUUCAUAGAGACCAAGCUUAUGAAAGCUAAAAGCUUCCAGAGAAAUGAAGGGAAAAACACUGUAAAUGUUAUUUUGUGUUUGUUUUUUUGUGUUACAAGUACACAAGAGGAGGCUUAGCAUUAUACUGUAGGCCACCCCACGGUAUAGGCCUGUGCACAUUAUAAAAUAUGAUAUUGUUUGUUUUGUUUUCAGUCAACUGUAUCAUGUAAAAUGUUCUGAAAUGUAUCUAAUCACAAUCACAUGCUAUUCACACUUCGUAAAUUAUAUUUGAUCACCUUAAUGAAGUUAACCAAACAAAUCAACACAUUUGCCACUUCUGUUGUAGUCUCACCUCUUUUAGGGUAUUUUUGUCCUUUUCACCAAAGUUCUUAGCGGUAUUGGACAUAUUUAUGGUUUGUUUUGCUGACAAAGCCAAACAGGGGUCUGACACACUGGAAGCUGAGCUUGGUAAUGGUCACUAUGGUAUCCUGACCAGGAUAGCCAUAUCUUCUCAUACCAAUAAAGAUUUUUUUUAUCUGCACUAUACAAAUCUUGUCUAGAAUCCCAAGCGGUCCUGCAAAUGCCCAAAGCAAUCACAGUACUCAUUACUAUAUAUGGUAUAGUAUAAAAUAUAGUCUUAGUUAUUCUCCAAUAAGAAAAUAACAAAAUAUUACUGACACUACACGAAAGGACCCGACAAAUUAAAGAACAGAUUAAGAAAACCUGAACAAAAUACAAUCUUUAUUCAUUAUAUACAUUACAUACAAUGCAAUUCUACAAUAGGCUUUCUACACAUUCACGUAAAUCCAGAGUAGUGUUCACCAGCACAAGAGUAUCUGCAUACUCCUGAUUUUCAGCCAGGGGUAGAAGAGGAAGAGGGGGUGCAUGAAGAAUGGAGGGAGAUGAAAAAAUAACAUUACAUAUACACAAUUUUGACUAUUUACCCUGAAGAGAGAGAGCUACAGAAAAUGUAUUUGGCAUUGUUUUACAAACAAGGUGCUUUAAUUUUGUUCUUUGUUUAAACACGUUUCUUAAAUUUAAUAAAACCCUGGCACAAAUCAACCCUAGUACAACUACAAUGGAAAAAAGCCCUGAAUCCAGUGGAAAAUCAUGCAUGAAUAAUUUCCUUGUGAAGUAACGGUUUAUUGCCCUGGGUGGUAUCGCUCCACUUUCAGUAUAUCUAUAUCAACUCUUUAAAAAGCUGUCUGCCUACCUCUAUGAAAGCAGCAGAAGUACGCACAGACAAUGCAAAAUGGACACAAUGCAAAAUGCAUUCUUCGAACAUGUGCACACAAAAAAGUCGGAUUUAUUCAUUCCACUCAAGUCUAUAUAGGGAACUAAUUCGGAGUAUGGCAACAAGGGAUUAAAUUACGUCUUUACCAAAUCUGACAUUUGUUCAGACAUCGCAGAGCAGGUUCUCCGUCGCUCUCUCUCCAACAUUGUUUGAUUACACGCUUUCACUUCAAAUAAAGGUUAGAAGAGCCUGGGCACAAAAUGUGUUUACAUCACCUGUGAAGCCCUCUAUCGCUAGGCAAAAUAGUAAGAGAACACAACAGACCAGCUCAGAAGUACACAGAGUAAAAAAUAAAA